AUGUUAACACCCAUCCCUUUUCAAACAAACCAAGGGAAUAACAAUAGCACAAAUGGCGUUAAUAACCCAGCUAAUAAUAACUCCACUAAUUCAGCAAGUAGUGGUAGAAGGAGAGGAUCCAGUUUUAAUAUGAUCUUAAACACAUUUGGAAUCAGACCAAACAAUAGCAAUACUAAUAGUGCAAAUAACAGCAAUGUUAAUUUGAGUACAAACGCAAGUAAUUCUGCUAGUUAUGACACGACAAAUAAUACUACUACAAAUAAUGAGAACAGUAAUAAUGCAGCAUCUAGCGUCAAUCCAAAUGAAUUUUAUCAGCUACCUAUAUCGUUGUCACUAACAUCAACCGAUAAUAACAAUACUAAUAAUGAUAACAAUAAUAGUAAUAAUAAUAAUAAUAAUAAUAAUGACGAUUCUAAUAAUGGCAAUAAUCAAAGUGAUUUUUUUUUUAAUCUAAGCAGUAACUUGUCAAACUUGAAUGGGAACAUGAAUUCAAAUACUAUAACGGCUAAUGUUUCCACAAAUCCGGUUGAUAAUUCAAACACUAACAGCAUAAAUGACCUUCCAAAUACAAAUGAUGCAUUACGAAAUCUACGUCAUUAUAUUUAUGGGGCUAAUCAAGAAAAUCCAGACUCAUUACUACAAUUAGAUUUACCACCAAAUGGAAGAGCACCAGAAGCAUGCGACGUUGAUUCUGUUCGAAGACGUAAGGACAAAAAUGGAUUAUUUAGUAUUAGAUUAACGCCUUUCAUUGAUACUUCCAGUUCUUCUAACCCAGGCUUGUAUUUUGAUCCAGUUAUCAGGACUGCAGGACCAGGUUCUCAACUGGUUAUUGGCCGCUACACAGAAAGAGUUAGAGAGGCUAUAUCAAAAGUUCCUGAAAACUAUCACCCCGUCGUGUUUAAGUCAAAGGUUGUGUCCAGGACUCAUGGUUGCUUGAAAGUUGAUUCAAACGGUAAUUGGUAUGUAAAGGAUGCCAAGUCUUCGAGUGGUACAUUUCUAAACCAUCAAAGACUUUCCCCUGCAUCUACAUUAUCAAAGGACACAAUCUUGAAUGAUGGAGAUAUACUACAACUAGGUAUGGAUUUCCGUGGUGGUACAGAAGAGAUUUACCGUUGUGUGAAGAUGAGAGUAGAAUUGAAUAAGUCAUGGAAAAGAAAAGCAAAUACAUUCAAUAAGGAAGCCUUGCAAAGGAUUAGAAAUUUACAGCAGCUAACAUCGGGAUUAGAGGAAGAAGAUUGCUCAAUUUGUUUAUCUGCUAUAAAACCUUGUCAGGCAAUUUUUAUAUCACCAUGCUCACAUAGCUGGCACUUCCACUGUAUUAGACGUCUAGUGAUGAUGUCUUAUCCACAGUUCGUUUGUCCUAACUGUAGGUCAAGUUGUGAUCUGGAAGCUUCAUUGGAAAGCAGCAGUGAAGAUGAAGGUGAUAUGUUAAUAGAUGAUGAAAAUAAUGUUGAUGACGAUUUACCUAAUCACGCUAGUAAUGAAAAUGCAGAGGUUAAUGAAGCUCAAGUAACUAGCAUGAAUGUAGAUAGUAGUGAUGAAAAUGUAAGCAGUUCAACGGACUGA
Molecule: messenger RNA, 1566 nt
Organism: Tetrapisispora phaffii CBS 4417
Lineage: Eukaryota; Fungi; Ascomycota; Saccharomycetes; Saccharomycetales; Saccharomycetaceae
Gene: DMA2
Product: ubiquitin-conjugating protein DMA2
Exons: 1
Coding region: 1-1566 (521 amino acids)
Biological process (GO): protein ubiquitination; mitotic spindle assembly checkpoint signaling; negative regulation of septation initiation signaling
Cellular component (GO): cell division site; ubiquitin ligase complex; cytosol
Molecular function (GO): protein binding; ubiquitin protein ligase activity
Source: RefSeq, a predicted model, not a curated record